CUUGCAGCAGUUUACUAAGUUUUGCUGCUUGAAAGACUCAUACCGAACUUUUACAAUGUUGAGCAUUCUGCUGCUUUUUUGCUUUGUCAAAUAUAGCGGAACCCCUCCUGUAGGAACCAGCACUAUAUCUGUGACAGGAGAAAAGGGAGGAAACACCACACUGCAAUGCCAAUUUGAGGCCAAAAAGAUUUCUUACAUUAGUUUAAAUAGUCUGUCAGAAAACAUUGAUGUUUGUCAGACUGAAGAAUGUAGUGGACAAAUAUUUAAACAAGGAAACUGUGACGUCGUCUUCAAGAAUCUGUGCUUCAGUGAUGCUGGGACAUAUAUGUUGAAUAUCUAUUACCACAAUGAUCAGGCAGAGCUGGAGCGACAAAUCAGGACGUACCAACUUCAUAUUCAGGAUGUGGUUUCUGUGAAAACAGGUGAGGAGCUGAAGUUGGAUGUUCUGUCAAACGCUGAUAAAGUGCAGCAUCAGAGCAGAAGAAGCACCGGGUGGAUGAAGGUCUGGAGCAGAACUGAUGGAGGUCAGAGUGAACGAACCACCAUCAGUGAUGUAAACCUGAUCAUUAGUUAUUUUACAGCUAGAGACUCAGGAACAUGCAGAGUUCUGGACCCUGAUGGAGAAAUCAUAAUCACAGUGACAGUCACAGAAUCAGGUACAGAAUCAAAGGAAAAAAUGCACAACACAGAUGAUGUAAAAUCUAAUGAUGCAAUAUAUAGUUCAGAUGCUUGAUUCUUCUUCUGCUGCUGUUUUGCUUCAUCUAUCAGAGCGGAACUGCCUGUAGGAACCAGAACUAUACCUGUGUCAGGAAA
Messenger RNA from Onychostoma macrolepis, 813 nucleotides. RefSeq lists its product as uncharacterized. NCBI's taxonomy places the organism in Eukaryota, Metazoa, Chordata, Actinopteri, Cypriniformes, Cyprinidae. The record is from RefSeq and is a predicted model, not a curated record. The coding region runs from base 56 to 733 and encodes 225 amino acids. The transcript is spliced from 7 exons.